AUGGUUUUUUUUUCCGAAGGUGAUGUUGAGUCAAGUUAUAGGGGUUCAGUUGCUGAGGUGAAGUGUGAUGUUGAUAAGUGGGCUAAGGUUGUAGUUAAUGUUGAUGAAAUUGAAGAUGUCAUUGGAAAACUGGUUGAAGAUGUUCUCAAUGGUAAAGCAGAUGGUGUAAGUGACUUGAAUAAGACUGAGGUUGAAGGCACAAAUGUUGAUGUUAAUGGGGUUGAGCAUAUGAGUGAGGGUGAGGUAGGAGAUAAUAAUGUUGGUGUUAAUGGGGCUGAGGAUAUGAGUGAGGGUGAGGUAGGAGAUAAUAAUGUUGAUGUUAAUGGGGUUGAGGAUAUGAGUGAGGUUGAGGUUGGAGAUAAUAGUGUUGAUGUUAAUGGGGCUGAUGAUAUGAGUGAUAAUGAUGAUGUGAGUUUCCAGUAUGACAGUGCCUUAGAUGUUUCCUUUCAAGACUCAGAUGAAGACAAUGAUGGUUAA
This is a messenger RNA of Lathyrus oleraceus (garden pea), 477 nucleotides long. RefSeq lists its product as uncharacterized. The coding region runs from base 1 to 477 and encodes 158 amino acids. The transcript is spliced from 2 exons. Lineage: Eukaryota; Viridiplantae; Streptophyta; Magnoliopsida; Fabales; Fabaceae. The record is from RefSeq and is a predicted model, not a curated record.